UUUAGCCGCGGAGAGGGUGAAAUAUGGCGAAAAUCGAAAAUUUACAAAGUGCGCGGGGUCAAUCCUCGGCAACUCCCUCGUAAUCAAAUUUCCCUCGGCAGAAAUACCGGCUUUUCGGCGGAAGUUCCCCGGGGGGAGUCAGAGAACUGGUGGCGGUGCUUUCCCGAGUGAUUCCGGACGUUCUGUACGUUAUUACGAGGUUUUUAGGUAUGUUUAUACACCAGUGGCGCGCAGUGCACAGUGGGACAGCAAUGGUGGGCGCGUGAUUUUGAACAAAAUCGAGGUUUCGAGGCUGCAACAAGCAAGUGAAGAUCUCGCAGAAUGUCUUCGAACAAAUCGCCAGGGCCGCGAGCCCUAGUCGAGCCGCUGACCCUAGCCGACAACGAGCUGUCAGCCCUGACCCUAGCAAACAGCACCGACCACUACUCCGCCUCCGAGCUCGAGAGUUUCGUGAGCAUCGAGGCAGACCUGGAGUGCAUGAACGAGGAGGUGAUGACAACAGAGGAGAUAAUAAUCGAGCGACCGGAGGACAACCAGACGAUAGCCCCAGACGUGGAGAUGGCGGAUUUAUCGGAGGAAGUCCAGAGUGAUCAGAUAAUCUACAGCCCCUCGCCGCAGCCUAGCCAGAACCUGGUGUUCCAGACGAAGCCGACCCUCCAGCGAGUGCCAAUAUCAGCAGUUCAGGUGAAGCCCAACGCAGUCCAGCCGACGCAGAGCCAAUCGAUAAUGAUAGUGUCCCCAGCUGGGGGUUCAGGUACGAGUCAGAUCCUGAAGAUCUCCCACCCAGCGACAGCCUCCCGAGGGCAGAUACAGAGCCUAGCGCAGUCCAUAAUCACUGCCAAGUCGGCUGAUGGGAACAUAGUUCACCUGAGAUCAGCCCAGACGGGGAAGCCCCUCGUGGCGACCAGUCAAGCAGCUAAUAUCACAGUCAGUAACAUUCAGGGAGCGAAGAAUGCCCAGACGACAGCCAAGAGACCGACCCAGGUGAUCCACCAGGGCAGGAACGUCAUCACGAAGAUGUUUCUGUCUGGAAGUCAGUCGCAGCCUGGCCAGGAGGUGAUCCUGGCCCAGAGUCAGGACACACCGCAGUCACAGACCAUCAAGUUCCUGACGACAUCCAAUGCCCAGGGGCUCAACAACGCUGCCAAGACAAUCACUUUUGCCCAGGCCCAGCAGAUGGGCCUCAUCUCUGCGGGCAACAAGGUGCAGCAGAUCCUACCCUCGGGGGCCCAGAAGCAGCAGGGGAUUCUACUCAAUAAAUCCGGCCUGGUCGUCCAGACAUCGACCUCACAGCCACCAAAAUUGACCCUGAUACCCACGACAUCGGUUAAAUCACCUGCCAAGAUCCUCCCUGCACCCACGGUUACCACGCAGGUGCGACAGACGAGCAUUCCCAAUUCGCAGGUGACUUUCACGAACACUGGGAAGAGCGCGGUGCAGACCAGCCCACAGAAGGUCAUCAUCAGACAGAGUGCAUUGAAGCCUGGAACUGUUCUGGGUGGUGGCCAGGUGAUAAGAAUACCAGGGCAUCCAAUACAAAUGCCGGGGAGACAAGUGCAGUACGUGAGACUGGUGAGUACAGCCUCUUCACCCACUACCAAUGUCAUGACUGUGGGCAAGCCCAAGCCCCAGACGAUCCAGGCGAUGGGGGUCACGCAGAAGAUCGGGGGACAGCAGCAGAUCGUCAAGGUCGUUCCCCUGAACACCGCCACGAAUCAACCCUUGAGGACAGUUGCCCCCAAGACCACUGUCUCUGGGGGGAACCAGAGACUGCUGAUACCAGCGCCAACUACUACUGGGGGCCAGACGAAAAAUGCUGUGGCCAUUCCUGCAUCAGCGCUCAGUCAACUGGCAUCUGGACAGGCUGUUAUUUCCACUAAUUCCAAUGUCGGGAAUAUUGUGGUCCUCCCUGCGCAAUACAUUCAACAGCAAACUGAAGAACCGAAACCCAAGUCCACUCCCUCCACCCCAACUCUCCUCAGCAGUUCCCAAAGCACCAGUGGAAAUUUAUCAAGCUCAUCAGCAGAUCCACCGACUCCAAAGGGUUCACAAAAGAGUAGUGCAGCAGCUGAAGCCAAUGGGAUUCGACCCAGAAAGCCCUGCAACUGUACAAAAUCCCAGUGUCUCAAACUAUACUGCGACUGCUUUGCUAACGGUGAAUUCUGUCACAUGUGUAACUGCAAUAAUUGUUCCAAUAAUCUGGGGAACGAGGAGGAGAGACAGAGGGCCAUCAAGACGUGUCUCGAGCGCAAUCCCAACGCCUUUCGUCCGAAAAUUGGCAAGGGAAGGGAGACUGGGGAUGAUAUACGAAGACACAACAAGGGAUGCAACUGCAAACGCAGUGGGUGCCUGAAGAAUUACUGCGAGUGUUACGAGGCUAAGAUCCCUUGCUCAGCGAACUGCAAAUGCAUUGGCUGCAGGAAUGUUGAGGAGCCGACUAUUGAGAAAAAAUCACUGAAGGAUCUCGCUGAUGCCGCUGAAGUCAGGACGACUCAGCUCAUGUUGAAUAAAUCUAAGACACAACAGUUCUCAGCUAUGACAUUCCGACCUCCUGCUACCUCUAACACAGGCCCCAGACAACCAUUUAAUUUCUUGACCGAUAAAGUUGUGGAGAUGACUUGCCAAUGUCUGAUGGCCCAGGCUGAAGAUGCUGAGCGAAGUAUGCUGGACGAAGACACAUCACAGAGACUGAUAAUCGAGGAGUUUGGGCGCUGCCUGAAGGAGAUAAUCGAGUCAGCCUACGAGGCUGAAGCCACCACCUAGCAGGAUAUUUAUUCGAGAGACGUGAAGACAGAUGAGUCUUUGUUUGUGUAAAAUAAUUAUUUUUCUGGGUAUGAGGAGCUUGGCAAGGAAUUCAGACAGCAGUUAUGUUUUUUAGAGUGUACAACCUUCAGUUUGAGUGAGCAUAAUUGGAGAAUUAAUUGCUGAAUCGAUUGACUGUUGUCAGCAAGUGAAUAUGAUGGUAAAAUUGAUUGUGUUGAAGUCACAGUUAUUUGAGUUUAAUGUACAUCUGCAGUCCAUUCGAUACGCGAAUGAAAAUAAUCCUGGAAUAUUACGAGCAUAUUUUAUGGUAACAUUGUAAUAAUUAUGAAUAAAUGAUCGACUAUUGAUUUCUGAUGUUGA
Diachasma alloeum is the source of this 3123-nucleotide messenger RNA. RefSeq names its product protein lin-54 homolog. Gene Ontology annotation, cellular component: nucleus. NCBI's taxonomy places the organism in Eukaryota, Metazoa, Arthropoda, Insecta, Hymenoptera, Braconidae. The coding region runs from base 322 to 2763 and encodes 813 amino acids. The transcript has 7 exons. Gene Ontology annotation, biological process: regulation of DNA-templated transcription. The record is from RefSeq and is a predicted model, not a curated record.